Chaetomium fimeti is the source of this 1846-nucleotide messenger RNA. RefSeq lists its product as uncharacterized. Gene Ontology annotation, molecular function: protein binding. The transcript has 5 exons. The coding region runs from base 144 to 1667 and encodes 507 amino acids. The record is from RefSeq and is a predicted model, not a curated record. Gene Ontology annotation, cellular component: nucleus. Lineage: Eukaryota; Fungi; Ascomycota; Sordariomycetes; Sordariales; Chaetomiaceae.
GCCUCCUUUACCUUCUAGGGGCAGGGCUCCGGUUCAAAGCCCUCCCCUUCCGCUUUUCCACAGAACGUUUCCCCGUCCGCUCAACGGAUAUAUUAUAUGAAACUGCCAAUAUCCACCCUGACCCUUCCAUCGACUCAUUACCAAUGAGCACUCUAGUUACCGAGGCUAAACAAGAAUUCCGGCUCCCCACAAUGGCGUCGGAAGACCCGGAGCGUGGCAUGGUUUUGGGUGGGGGACACCAGCAAGGCUCAAAUGCGACUGAGGGUUUCACGCAGAACUCUAAGGGCCAGUGGGUCGAAGGGUUUCUGGACCAGGCCGGUGAGGAGAACGAGAGACGCAAAGAGCUCGAACACCAACUAUACAACUGCUUAGACGACACCAGGAAUGAAGACAUCCGCUUGGUAAAGGCUCUAGGAACUGACGUCGAUGUCAAUGCCCCGUACGGUGAGUUCGGCCAAAGCUUCAUCCAUAUCGUGGUGAAGGAAGGGUUGGCCACCAAGCUACGGCUGCUUCUAGAGCAUCCACGCCUCGAGGUCGACCUCCAAGACAACCAAGGGUGGACUGCUCUGCACCUCGCAGCCAUCGGCGGCAGAGUCCCUUGUAUCGAGUUGCUACUCUACGCCGGGGCCAACACAGAGGUGGCAGACCGUCAAGGCCAUCUGGCGCGGCAUUACGCACAACACCACGACCAUGAACAACAACGUCGGGAUAUGACUCAUCUAUUUGACAACCCAAGACGUCCCGCUAGCCACAAGCUUGGGGGUUCCUUUGCGGUGUCAGCUACUGGUCUCCGCCGCAGCGCAACACAACCGCCUUCGAUGCCGUCAGCGGAAGGCAGGAUGAACCGGAACCUUGCGGAGUGCUUAGAAGGGAGUUUUUGGGAACCUGAGGGCGACCUGAAAUGGGAAAGGAAGAGCGUCUGGAACUUGAUUUACAGCGACCACGCAGAAGACGUUGAAAGACGACGGAAGAAGAAGAAGUGGUUCCAUUUACCAGCCGCCAGCCAAAUAUGGGCUCACGAUUUGGUAAAGAGCAUCUACCAUGACAGCGGGAAACCAGACCCCGAAGCACAGAGGGUGUGCAAGUUCAUCCACAAUGUUUUCAAGGAGGUGGACAUACAAGGACAGCCCAGGGAGUAUUACUUCAAGCGAGAGACACAAACCCGGCGGUACGUGGGUGAUAGGGAGGCAGUUGCGGUUGUGUUCCCCGUGAUCGACAUUGAUCGAAAAGAGUAUGUCGAACUGUCUAGGAAAAUCCAAAAGACCGAGACAGAGUCGAAAGUCUCUAGUGUGCCAAAACAAGACCUCUUGGAUCUCGAUGCCUCCAUGUGGCUUCCGACCCUGGAAAGGGACCACAUCACGAGGAUGCUGCAGCUAUGCAUGUACCACGAUCAAACAGUUCCCCGGACGUUGGACCAGUCUUAUCACGGAACCAGUGUCGACCCGGCAAGGCUCGAGGCCCUGGACCGUGACCAGGUCUUCACCAAAUACUUGACAAUGCUGAAGGAUGUUAAGUACAAGCAGGGCAGUCAAGGUACCAUUGCUGGAUUGGGACCAGAUGAAUUUGCUGUCGUUCCGUACUUCUGGCUUUUCAAACUCGACGAAGGUGUAUUAAACCAGCAGGACAUUCACUCGCGUGAUAUCGAUAUCCUGACGCUGUUUACCUAGAUACGAUCUUGACGCUGUACCCCGAGCGGUGGGACCAAACCAGCGAGGCCAAGUUGCACAUGCACCUGCCCAACGAAAUAUCCAACAGUAGUGACACCCAACGCUUGGAUAUCAACAUGAUUCACAUUGCAGAGCACCUAAUCCGGUCUUGUAUGGAUUUCGAGGCCUCUACCUUCUUC